AUGACUGUCAUAAUAAAAUACAAUCAGUUUCCCUCGUGGCUCAAAUGGUAAAGAAUCUGCCUACAGUGCGGGAGAGCGGGGUUGGAUCCCUGGGUUGGGAAGAUCCCCUGGAGGAGGGCAUGGCAACCCUCUCCAGUAUUCUUGCCUGGAAAAUCUCAUGGACAGAGGAGCCUGGCGGGUUGCAGUCCAUGGGGUCACAAAGAGUCCGACAUGACCAAGCGACUAACACUUUCACUUUCAACACAACUUUUGGAGACUUAAAAAGUUAAAUGCUUUCACUUUCACAGGUAGCAGAAACCCCAGUUACAUAGUGGCUUUGCUCUAGAAUUGCUCUGUGAUAUUAGCAAAUCACUUUUUGUGCUUUUCUUUGUGCAAGAUAUCCAUUAAAUUAGACCAACAUGAGAUGAAUUUAUUACAUUUGUCUAUUUUUAAAAAGGGAAAUUUUGCUCUUUUGUUCGUCUCAGGGGAGGGCCGUUGGCAGGGGCCUGCGAUCCGCCGCUUCAGUGAGGGGGCUCGACAGUGGUCACCCGGCUUGUUGCUUUUCUGGUCGCCACUCCCCAGCUGGCCGGACAAGACCCACCAGUAGCGCGGCACCGAUUCCUCUCGGGCUUGUGGGCGCUGCUCUGAGCAGCGUCAUCCUUUAUACCAGAAAGCUGGCGGGCACUAUGUGGAAAAAACAAAAGAAGAAGAAAGUGGAGGAGGUGCUAGAAGAAGAGGAGGAAGAGUACGUGGUGGAGAAAGUCCUAGACCGCCGAGUGGUGAAGGGCACAGUGGAGUACCUGCUGAAGGGGAAGGGGUUCUCAGGUGAGGAUAACACAUGGGAACCAGAAGAGAACCUGGAUUGCCCUGACCUCAUUGCUAAGUUUCUGCAGUCACAGAAAACAGCACAUGAGACAGUUAAAUCAGAGGGAGGCAAGUGCAAAGCUGAUUCUGAUUCGGAAGAUAAGGGGGAGGAGAGCAAACCAAAGAAGAAGAAAGAGGAGUCAGAAAAGCCACGAGGCUUUGCCCAGGGUUUGGAGCCAGAGCGGAUUAUUGGAGCUACGGACUUCAGUGGAGAACUCGUGUUCCUGAUGAAAUGGAAGAACUCUGAUGAGGCUGACCUGCUUCCUGCCGAGGAAGUCAAUGUCAAGGGCCCGCAGGGUGUCACAUCCUUCUACGAGGAAAGGCUGACGUGGCAUGCUUACCCCUCAGAGGAUGAUGACAAAAAAGAUGGUGAAAAUUCACUUUCUUGAAUACCAGCCCCUGUCACAUCUGACUGUGGGUUUCAAGUGGGGAAAGGAGGAGUUCUACUUGUCUUGACACCAUAAAGGUGGCUUGAGAAGAUGUCCUUUGAAGAGCCAGUAUAGUUUCUGUGCCCUACAGCAGCCCAAGUGCUUUAAAGCCGUUCCAUGCUGUAUAGUUUGCACACCCAUCUCCGUGGAGGGGAAGGAGGGUCAGUGUUUCAAGGCAACCCGUUCUGAACUUUGCUUAAAAAAAAACAAGCAAAGGGCCUUCUAUGAAGGACAAAACGCAGAAUGGGAUGUGGGAGAGCAAGAGAUACUGUAAAUCUUCAAAGAGCGUCUCCACAACCCCCCACACAGCCUUCUUCCCAAUAGUGUUAACUCUGCAUU
This is a messenger RNA of Dama dama (fallow deer), 1610 nucleotides long. RefSeq names its product chromobox protein homolog 1-like. Lineage: Eukaryota; Metazoa; Chordata; Mammalia; Artiodactyla; Cervidae. The transcript has a single exon. Gene Ontology annotation, cellular component: pericentric heterochromatin; nucleus. Gene Ontology annotation, molecular function: chromatin binding. The coding region runs from base 666 to 1232 and encodes 188 amino acids. Gene Ontology annotation, biological process: chromatin organization; negative regulation of transcription by RNA polymerase II. The record is from RefSeq and is a predicted model, not a curated record.